Molecule: messenger RNA, 3192 nt
Organism: Cynoglossus semilaevis (tongue sole)
Lineage: Eukaryota; Metazoa; Chordata; Actinopteri; Pleuronectiformes; Cynoglossidae
Gene: map4k2
Product: mitogen-activated protein kinase kinase kinase kinase 2
Exons: 32
Coding region: 249-2852 (867 amino acids)
Biological process (GO): intracellular signal transduction; protein phosphorylation
Cellular component (GO): cytoplasm
Molecular function (GO): MAP kinase kinase kinase kinase activity; ATP binding
Source: RefSeq, a predicted model, not a curated record
UCCAAGGUACGCACUUUUUUUCAAAGCAGCCUCUACGUCAAUUUAUUGGUUCGUUGUGCGUGCGUGCAUUCUGCUCAUGCGUGCUGAGACCCAGCAGAGCUGCUCUUCACUGCGCUCUCAGACGCUCAGUGUCAGUAAGUGAGUACAAAGCCAACCCGUCAGAGCUCCAGCAGUAACAGCAGCAGCAGCAUCCGCUGCAGCAGCAGCAGCAGCAGCAGUUCGAGGUGUUCUCUCCAGAAACCACAGACAUGGACCGAACCAUCGGCGUCUCCUUCUUGGAUCCCUUGGAGGAUUAUGAGUUAAUUCAGCGGAUCGGCUGCGGCACCUACGGUGACGUCUUCAAGGCUCGAAACAUCAGGACGUCUGAACUAGCCGCUAUCAAAAUCGUCAAACUGGAUCCUGGUGAUGACAUCACAUCCAUCCAGCAGGAGAUCACCAUGAUGAAGGAGUGCAAGCACAAAAACAUCGUGGCCUACUUCGGCAGCUACCACAGGAACACCAAGCUGUGGAUCUGCAUGGAAUACUGCGGUGGAGGAUCACUACAGGAUAUUUACCACGUGACGGGACCAUUGAGGGAAAAACAAAUCGCCUACGUUUGCAGAGAAACCCUACAGGGUUUGUAUCAUCUGCAUGAAACAGGCAAAAUGCACAGAGACAUAAAGGGAGCGAACAUCCUUUUGACAGAGAGAGGAGACGUCAAACUGGCGGACUUUGGUGUGGCAGCAGAGAUCAGUGCUUCAGUGGCCAAGAGGAAGUCCUUCAUAGGAACUCCCUACUGGAUGGCUCCCGAAGUGGCCGCGGUGGAAAAAAAGGGGGGCUACAACCACUUGUGCGACAUCUGGGCCGCUGGCAUCACUGCUAUCGAGCUGGCCGAGCUCCAGCCACCCAUGUUUGACCUCCACCCAAUGCGAGCCCUCAUGCUGAUGUCCAAGAGCAACUUCCAGCCUCCCAGACUUAAAGAUAAGUCCAAGUGGACCGCGGGUUUUCAAAGCUUUGUGAAGAUGGCUCUGAUCAAAAACCCUCGUAAAAGGCCCUCAGCCGAGACGCUGCUGCAGCAUCCAUUUGUGACGCAACUGCUGACCCGUAACUUGAUCAUCGAGCUGCUGGACAUGGCCAACAACCCCGAUCUCCACUCUACACACACACACAGCCUGGACGAUAACGACCUUGAGGUUGAGGAAAUGGCUCCUGACAAGAUUCAGUCAGCAGGGAAGCGUCUGCCUGUGGAGAGGACAUUGUCUGAAGAGCAAUUUAACCAAAUGAAGUUUGGUCCGCCGCUGAGAAAAGUCACAGAGCCUUAUCCUGAUUUGCAGGGCCAAUAUGACGAUGACUGGAGUCUUUCUGGUGAAGAAGACAACUCUCCGAGCCUGUUGGAAUGUGUGGAACAAGCGCUGCAGCUGAGGAGUUUAACCAUUAGGAGAGCACCAUCUACUGACGGGCUCAGGAAGAGCUGCCUCUUUAGUCCAACCACAGCAUCACUGCCAGCCUUCAGCUCUUUGACCCCAAACUCUGAAGAGGGAGACCCGACGCUGAGGCCGAGCUGUACGCUGGGCCCUGAAGCUGUCAUUACCACUGACUCCCCCUCCACUACAGCCCUGAGCAGGUGCUCAGCCACGCAGGACAUCAGACAGCGCUGCAGUGACCCAGUGAGAGCAGAGAAGAGAAAGUCCACCCCUGUGUCUCCCCCGAAAAGAGACACUCCUCUGUCACCAGAGUGGAGCACGUUGAGAAAGAAGACAGAGGACUCUAGGGCUGAGUGUCAUGGACUUCCUCCUACCCCUCAGGUCCAUAUGGGAGCCUGCUUCUCCAAAGUUUUCAACGGCUGUCCUCUUCACAUCCACUGCGCGUCCACCUGGAUUUUACCCAAGACAAGAGAUCAGUACCUCAUUCUCGGUGCAGAGGAAGGCAUCUACACGCUGAACCUCAACGAACUUCAUGAAGACACAUUAGAAAAGCUGCUCCCUCAGCGAUGUACGUGGCUCUACGUCAUGAACAAUGUGCUGAUGUCCGUCUCAGGAAAGUCGGCGCAGUUGUACUCCCACAGCCUGACGGCUCUGUUCGAGCAGAGAGGACAUCUGCAGAAGAAACACGGCAGCCUGUCGCUAGGCACUAACCGCUUCACUGAGAGGAUCAACACCAGAAAGUUUGCCGUCUCUGCGAAGAUCCCCGACACUAAAGGAUGUAGAACGUGUAGCGUGGCCAGAAACCCGUACACCGACAGCACCUUCCUCUGUGUGGCCGUUCCUUCAGGCUUGGUGCUGCUGCUGUGGUACGAACCUCUGCAGAAGUUCAUGCAUCUGAAGCACAUCUCCCUGAAGCUUCCAGAAACUCUGCCCGUGUUUGAGCUGCUGGUGCUGGUCACAGACGAGUUCCCUCAGCUGUGUGUUGGUGUGAAAGACUGUAGCAACGGCAAACCUUUGAACAGCCAGCAACUCCACUUUGACAUCAUAGAGCUGAAUGGAGCGCCAGUAUCCACACCAGAUGUGGGCGCGCUCAGAGCGGUGCAGGUGACACAGCUGGACAGAGACACUGUUCUCAUUGCUGUAGAAAGAACUGUUCGUAUUGUAAACCUCAGCGGCCUUCCGUCCAAAGAGCUGGCCGCUGAAAUGGUCUUCGACUUCCCCAUCGAAACACUGGUGUGCCUGCAGGACAGCGUGCUGGCCUUCUGGAAACAUGGACUUAAGGGGAAGAGCUUUCAUUCAGAUGAGACGACUCAGGAAAUUACAGAUGAAAGUCGAGUGUUCAGGGUGUUGGGAACAAGCAGGGACAUCAUCCUUCAGAGCACACCAACAGAUGACCCGUCAGCAUUGAGCAACCUGUACAUCCUCACCGGACAUGAGAACAGCUAUUGAGAGAACUUUUUUAAUUACAUUGUUUUUUUUGUUGUUUUUUUUUUUUUAAGUCACGCUGUGGAAAAACACGUACAACAAAUCCCUGUGGCUCUCUACAGUAUGAAUGAUGAUGUCAGUGUGACAUGCAGCCACAUUCUUAUGGACAUACUGUAAAGCACUGAGAGUGACUUGUCGAAAUGCUGCUCGAGUGAGGACUCUUGCUUUUAGUUUUGUUACUGGGAAAUUACAGAUUCACAGCUGUGAUCACAGUCAGAGUAAGUAAAGUAAAAAGGAAGCGAAGUGAUACCUGUGUCUGAAAAAGCUUCACUUCUGUUUGACCUGGAGAGAUAUGUGAAAAAAA